This is a messenger RNA of Sebastes umbrosus (honeycomb rockfish), 3213 nucleotides long. Its product is annotated as complement C3-like. Gene Ontology annotation, cellular component: extracellular region. The transcript has 23 exons. The record is from RefSeq and is a predicted model, not a curated record. Gene Ontology annotation, molecular function: endopeptidase inhibitor activity. Bases 39 to 2864 code for a protein of 941 amino acids. NCBI's taxonomy places the organism in Eukaryota, Metazoa, Chordata, Actinopteri, Perciformes, Sebastidae.
GACAGGCUACAUUGACAGCGGAUCAGGAUCAGUUGAGGAUGACUCUGUUGUGGCUGCUGGCCUCUGUGGCCUUCAUCUCCCUGACUUCCCUAGCUGAUGGAGCUGCAUUGCAGGUGAUGUCUGCCCCCAACUUGUUGCGGGUAGGAACAGCAGAAAACAUCUUUGUGGAGUGUCAAGACUGCUCCGGUGCAAACAUCCCGGUCGAAAUCAGCGUGAGGAACCAUCCAACCAAAAACAAAAGGCUGGCAUUCACACCUGUGACACUUACCAGUGCAGACAACUUCCAGGCGCUCGGACAAAUAACGAUCCCUGCUGGAGACUUCAGCAAGGAUCCCAACAUGAAGCAGUAUGUGUACCUGCAAGCUCAGUUCCCUGACCGACUGCUGGAGAAAGUGGUCUUAGUGUCCUUCCAGUCCGGGUACAUUUUCAUCCAGACUGACAAGACCCUCUACACCCCCAACAGCAAAGUUCAUUACAGGAUGUUUGCACUGACGCCCCGUAUGGAGCCAGUAGAGAGGGAUGACGAAACCCAACCUGAAGCUUCUAUUGCCAUCGAGAUUGUGACCCCUGAAGGCAUCAUUUUACCAAUUGAUCCAGUCUCUUUGAAAUCAGGGAUGCACUCUGGAGAUUUUCAACUCGCUGAAAUUGUCAGUCCCGGACUGUGGAAGGUGGUGACGAAGUUCCACAGCAACCCACAGCAGAGCUUUUCUGCAGAGUUCGAGGUCAAAGAAUAUGUGCUGCCCAGUUUUGAGGUUAAACUGACGCCUGUGAGCCCCUUCUUCUACGUGGACAGUGACGCCCUCACCGUCAACAUCAAAGCUACGUAUCUGUUUGGUGAAGAGGUGGAUGGGACGGCCUACGUGGUGUUUGGGGUUAUGCAAGACGGUCAAAAGAGGAGCUUUCCAGGUUCUCUUCAGAGAGUACAGGUCCAGAGAGGUAGUGGAGAGGUCACACUGAAGAAAGAGCACAUCACACAGACCUUCCCAAACAUCGACGACCUGGUGGGGAGUUCCAUAUUUGUAGCUGUCAGUGUGCUGACGGAGAGCGGUAGUGAAAUGGUUGAGGCAGAGUUGAGAAGUAUCCAGAUUGUCACAUCACCUUACACCAUCAACUUCAAGAAAACGCCCAAAUAUUUCAAACCAGGAAUUUCAUUCGAUGUUGCGGUGGAAGUUGUGAAUCCUGACGGCACUCCGGCACAAGGUGUUAGAGUGGUGGUCGAUCCAGGACAGGUGCAGGACAACACCGCAGCCAAUGGCAUGGCGAGGCUUACCAUCAAUACAGAGACAAGCGACCUAAGACUGACAAUCACCGCAAAGACCAAUGAUCCUCGUAUUUCACCUGACAAGCAAGCAUCAGCCAACAUGUCUGCUCACCCAUAUACCACUAAAAGCAACAACUACAUCCACAUAAGUGUGGAUGCAGCUGAGCUGGACCUAGGAGACAACCUGAAAAUCAACCUCAUCCUCAACAGGCAGGAAACACACGAGAAUGAUAUCACAUACCUGAUCCUGAGCAGAGGUCAGCUGGUGAAAAGUGGCCGUUACAGGACAAGAGGUCAAGUACUGAUUUCCCUGAGACUUCUCAUUACCAAAGAAAUGCUGCCGUCGUUCCGCAUCAUAGCCUACUACCAUACAAAUGACAAUGUAUUGGUAUCAGACUCUGUUUGGAUGGAUGUCAAGGACUCCUGCAUGGGCUCGCUGAGGCUGGAAUCAUCGAGACCCGCUCCAUCCUAUGAGCCUCGCAAGAUGUUUGGUCUGAAGGUCACAGGAGAUCCAGAGGCCACAGUGGGAUUGGUGGCAGUUGACAAAGGCGUCUACGUCCUAAACAACAAGCACCGCCUCACCCAGAAAAAGGUGUGGGACCUUGUCGAGAAGCACGACACAGGCUGCACACCAGGUGGAGGGAAGGACGGUAUGGGUGUGUUCUACGAUGCCGGGCUGUUGUUUGAGUCCAGCACGGCUUCUGGUACUCCCUACAGACUAGAAUUGAAAUGUCCGGCCCCCAGCAGGAGGAAACGAGCCCCUACUGUAAUGGAUGUCACAACCAGCUUACUGAGUCAAUAUAACGACCAACUGCAGCGUGACUGUUGUUCGGAAGGCAUGAGGCCUACCCUCCUCUCAUACAGCUGUGAGAGGCGCGCCGAGUACAUCCUUGAUGGCGCAACCUGUGUCACUGCCUUCCUGCACUGCUGCAAGGAGAUGGAAACCCAGCGAUCUGAGAAGAAGGAGGAUAGCCUCCUACUGGCUCGCAGUGAGGAGGAUGACAACAGUUACAUGGACAGCAAUGAAAUUGUUUCUCGCACCAAGUUCCCUGAAAGUUGGCUGUGGUUAGAUGUCCAUCUGCCUGCUUGCCCUCGACAAACACCUAACUGUGACACCACAUCAUGGACGAAAAAUGUUCCUUUGCAAGACUCGAUCACAACCUGGCAGUUCACUGGCAUUAGUCUGUCAAAAACUCACGGAAUCUGUGUUGGCGCUCCGUUAGAAGUGAUUGUCCGAAAGGAAUUCUUCAUUGAUCUCAGGCUGCCGUACUCUGCUGUCCGUGGAGAGCAGCUAGAAGUUAAGGCAAUCCUCCACAACUACAGCCCCGAUGAUGUCACCGUGCGUGUGGAUCUGAUUGAGAAGGAGCACGUGUGCAGCGCAGCUUCUAAGCGUGGGAAGUAUCGCCAGGAGGUCAAAAUUGGGCCCCAAACUACACGAUCUAUACCCUUCAUCAUUAUUCCCAUGAAAGAUGGACUAUACAGCAUUGAGGUCAAAGCAGCUGUUAAAGAUUCGUCGCUCCAUGACGGAAUCAUGAAGAUGCUGCGGGUAGUGGUAAGAGAAACGGGAAACGAAUGGCGAUCUCCUGUGUUAAAGUCAGUAUAGGGAAACAGACAUCUUUUGGGGCGUAACUUUGAUGCAAAUGUAUACUGUAUCAACUUUUCAACAUAAACUGUAAAUAAGAAAGAUCGUUAACAAGCAAGCAAUAUUGUAUUUCGUUACACACCAGCAGAUAACGAUUACUCAAAAAUAGUUGUUGAUAUCUAACCUUUGUCCUAACUGUUGCUUUUCCAGCCUGAAGGUGUGCUGGUUAAAUCUCCUCAGAUUAUAACUCUAGACCCCACUAAAAAAGGUGUAGAUGGUAAACAAGAAGAAACUCUCAACAGUGGAAUUCCUAGGAAAGAUUUGGUUCCAAACACACCUACGAGCACACAGAUCUCUGUGACAGGUGAGA